AUGGAAAGGAGCCUAGGAUCCACGCGACUUCAACCCUAGUCAGAUCCGAUUCAACCACGGUUAAUUUCCAUAUCAUCACAGCUCUACACGUGUCAUAAAUCAACGGUCACCAACAUAAUUUCCAUUUUCAGAUUCACCGUUUUAGAAAUUAAAUCCUCUCUAUAAGAACCUCUCCAAAAACCCUAAUUUGUCAUCAUCACUUUCACAAUCUUCUUCAUCGAUUUCUCUCUUCCAAAUCUCCCAAAAGAUGUCGAACCCUAGAGUUUUCUUCGACAUGAGUCUCAGCGGUACUCCCAUCGGACGGAUCGAGAUGGAGCUUUUCGCUGAUACAACCCCAAACACGGCGGAGAAUUUCCGUGCUCUCUGUACCGGCGAGAAAGGAAUGGGAAAGCUAGGUAAGCCACUUCACUUCAAAGGAUCGAUCUUCCACCGUGUGAUUCCCGGAUUCAUGUGUCAAGGAGGUGAUUUCACCGCCAAGAACGGAACCGGUGGUGAAUCGAUCUACGGUGCUAAGUUCAAGGACGAGAACUUUAUCAAGAAGCAUACAGGAGCUGGGAUUCUCUCAAUGGCUAACUCUGGUCCUAACACUAACGGAUCUCAGUUCUUCAUCUGUACCGAUAAGACGUCGUGGUUAGAUGGUAAGCACGUUGUGUUUGGACAAGUUGUUAAAGGCUUGGACGUCGUGAAGGCGAUUGAGAAAGUUGGAUCUGAUUCUGGAAAGACUUCCAAAGUCGUUACCAUCACUGAUUGUGGUCAGCUUUCUUAGAUCUGAGUGAGAAAGUGAGAGACUUUGAUCUUUAUGAGUAAUAAUGGUGUCUUUUGCUUUCGGUUGUUCUUCCUCUUACCUUAAUGGAUUAUUCUGUUUAGGGUUUGAGUUUUCGUUUCAGAGUUUGUAACAAAACCCUUUUGUGUUUUCUGGGGUUUGAAAUAAUUAUGAGCUUACCCAAUUGCUUCUUUGUGUUUUUGCUUCUAUGAACAAGUAGUAACUGAUUCGUCUUCUGAUUCUUCAACUGAAUCGUGAAUCUUGUAAGACUGACUAGAAAAAAGAAGACUUUGUUACACGCAAAUCUGUUUAACAGGAAAAAAAAUACAAUCUUUUUGAGGAGAUGA
Molecule: messenger RNA, 1110 nt
Organism: Arabidopsis thaliana (thale cress)
Lineage: Eukaryota; Viridiplantae; Streptophyta; Magnoliopsida; Brassicales; Brassicaceae
Gene: ROC5
Product: rotamase cyclophilin 5
Exons: 1
Coding region: 248-766 (172 amino acids)
Biological process (GO): protein folding
Cellular component (GO): cytoplasm
Molecular function (GO): peptidyl-prolyl cis-trans isomerase activity
Source: RefSeq, marked reviewed